Messenger RNA from Alternaria rosae, 868 nucleotides. RefSeq lists its product as uncharacterized. The record is from RefSeq and is a predicted model, not a curated record. Lineage: Eukaryota; Fungi; Ascomycota; Dothideomycetes; Pleosporales; Pleosporaceae. Gene Ontology annotation, biological process: protein targeting to vacuole; late endosome to vacuole transport via multivesicular body sorting pathway. Gene Ontology annotation, cellular component: fungal-type vacuole membrane; Vps55/Vps68 complex. The transcript has 3 exons. Bases 135 to 662 code for a protein of 175 amino acids.
CCGCAACCUCGACUGGCGCAACCGCAACGCCAGCUGCUAGCUAGCUCCUUGCAUCACACCGCGCAGCUCGACGACUGCCCGCCCACAACCCUACAUUGCCAGCAUACACCGAGUCGCAUACGCAUACGCACGGCAUGAUGGAGGACUCAAAUCGCCUCUUCCGCUUCCCCAAGCCCGCAUGGAUGAACAGCGCCAACACGCGGACUGCCGGCGUCUACAUCGCGGGAGCCUUGUUCGCCAUGGGCUUCUACACCCUCAUCGACAUCUCGGUAUGGUCCAAGUCGGCCAUGAACGGCUCCGACCCAUCCGUCCACAUCACCUUCAUCGACUGGAUCCCCGGCAUCUGCAGCGCCCUCGGCAUGCUCGUCAUCAACAGCAUCGACAAGUCGCGUCUGUCUGCCGACAGCUUCUCCUACUCUGGGAACGGCGUGGCAUGGAAGGCGAGGCUGGUGUUGUUCUUGGGCUUUGCGCUGUUGGCUGGUGGACUUGCGGGCAGUGUUGUGGUUAUGGUUAUGAAGUUUGUCGUUAUUGGACAUACUUGGCCAACUCUCUGGCUGGGCGUUGGAAACGUCGUUGCUAAUGCGCUUAUUAUGCUGAGUUCCGCUGUGCUCUGGGUCGCGCAGAACAUGGAAGACGAAUACACCUACAACCUGGCGUUGUAGGUUACUGGUGGACUGAAGGCCGUGAUUGAGAAUGGGCAUUGCGCAUUCCGUAUCCGGAGGUGCGCAAGGAAUGGAUAUAAUUAUGUACGAGUAUUUGAAGGGUCGGAGACUGUUUGUCAUAGGCAGUUUGUUGUUUCAUGCCAGUCAUUCAGCGAUUUCGGGUUAACAGGUUCCAAUACGGACAACUUAAGUCAUCCUAUGCAUUA